GCUAGUGCCGCCAAGCGUCGUGCGCACGUCGCGGAAAUAAAUGUCGCAGACCAGCACGACCACCCUCCCCCCCGCGUGACCAUCAACGACAGCCCCUCCUUUAUCUACCGCAGCUGCCAAUCCUUCAAGGACUUUACGUGCUGCAAGGUGGUGCUCAACCCGCUGUGCGACUGGCUCGGCGUGGAAAGCUUCGGCGAAGGUGCGAAGAAAUUAUCUCCGACCACCUCGAGCACCCGGUCGUCCUCCGGUAGCAGCCGGGCCACCGGAGAGGAGGUGGGGGUUCAUCCUGAUGGUAGUACGUCAAGAGCAGC
Amoebophrya sp. A120 is the source of this 311-nucleotide messenger RNA. The record is from the annotation of a GenBank genome assembly. Lineage: Eukaryota; Dinophyceae; Syndiniales; Amoebophryaceae.